Molecule: messenger RNA, 2420 nt
Organism: Polychytrium aggregatum
Lineage: Eukaryota; Fungi; Chytridiomycota; Chytridiomycetes; Polychytriales
Product: Sac2 family-domain-containing protein
Exons: 18
Coding region: 166-2319 (717 amino acids)
Biological process (GO): Golgi to vacuole transport; endocytic recycling; retrograde transport, endosome to Golgi
Cellular component (GO): GARP complex
Molecular function (GO): syntaxin binding
Source: RefSeq, a predicted model, not a curated record
GUCAGCAGCCGAGAGGGAGUGGCACUGGCCUGAAACACGCGCAUCCCGGCUUCGAUCUCCUCCUUCCGCCCUUCCGUUGCAAUCUGCCGAAAUCCGUCGCAGCCAGCGCCUUCCUCGUUGCCGGAGCCGCUUCUCCAGCAACACUGACUCGGUGGCUCUAUCAGAAUGACCCAAGUGGCAUCUGCAUUCAUCAACGAGUUGCUUGGCGUCAGCAAUCCGGAGCAGGUUGAUCUUGCUCCGGCCGGGGCCGAAGUCGCCGACUCGACUGAGGACCUGAACAAUUUUUCGUACGAAGAGGUCGACGACAGAAUCAGCGAGUUCCAGGGCGACGACUUGGUUCGAGAGGCACUAGAGAAGGGGCUCGAUUUGCGUGAAUAUUCGAAAAAGACGCAAGAGGAGCUGAAGGCGUUGGAGCAAGAGCACAUUCUCGACUAUGCCAAGCAAGCCCAGGCUCUGGUUGAUUUGUACAACGAAAUCGAGUCGUGCGACGACAUCCUCGGCAACAUGCAAAGUCUACUGACGGGGUUCCAAGAGAACCUCGGCCAGAUUAGCGGCGAGAUUGCAACCCUCCAGGACAAAUCAAAGGAGAUGACGAUCAAGCUCAAGAACAGGACGUUGGCCCAGUCGUCACUCGGAUCCUCGCUAGAUGGAAUAGUCAUUGGCUCAGACUUGAUUAUCAAAAUCUGCGAAGGCGAAGUCAAUGAGUUUUUCGUCCAGCACCUGUCGGAUCUCAACGACAAGAUGACAUACAUGAAAGCCCAGCAACACAACAAAGUCCCUAUCAAAGCCUUCAAGGAACUGUUUCCAGAAGUCGAGAGGCUGAGACUGAGGGCUGCGGAAAAGUCUCGGGACUAUCUGCUGAAAAAGAUCGAGUCUCUCAAGUCGCCCAACACCAACAUCGUCAUCAUCCAGCAAAACAUGCUGCUCAAGUUCAAGGAGCUGUAUUGGUUUCUGUUCGAACGUCACGGCGAAGCGGCUGCUGAAAUACGUGCCAACUACAUCAUCACAGUGGGCAACUACUUUUUGGCGUCCUUCGACAAGUACAUCAAGUCCAUGCAGAAGCUUCAGACCAUCAUAGCCGAUCGACUUGACCUCAUAGGCUGCGAGGAAAGCGCCAAGCGAGGUCUCUUUAGCGGGAAACUGGCACUGAAGGACAAAACAAACGUCUUUACAUUGGGAGACCGCAUCAACGCCCUGGUGAAUCCGGACUCGGGCAUCAUUCUGGCGCAUGUAGCUGAGGAGCAGAGCCUGAAAUUCCCGUUUGAAGCAGUCUUCAAGAGCGUCAGCAGGUUGCUGAUGGACAAUUCGUCAUCCGAGUACAUCUUCACCAUCGACUUUUUCAACACUCCUCGCAAGUCCAAGCCGGCCGGGAUGACGCUCGAGCCCAUGGGCCUGGCAUUCACCGAGGUCUUUGAGCCGACACUGAAACUCGUGCAGGGAUACAUCAAACAAGUGACCGAGAGCAGCUUCGACGCCGUCGGGGUUCUGCUCUGCAUCCGCCUCAACAACCAAAACAUGCGCAUCAUGCAAAAGCGGCGGAUUCCGUGUCUCGAAAACUUCAUGAUGGCCAUCAACAUGCUGCUGUGGCCGCGCUUUCAGUUGAUUUUGGACAUGCACAUCGACAGUCUGCGAAAGGCAGUGCCAUCUCGACUCAUGGCUGUCAAGGACGUGACGCCGCACUAUAUCACACGGCGCUAUGCCGAGUUUUCGGCCUCGAUUCUGACACUCAACCAAGGAUAUCAAGAUGCGCUUCUGGUUCACAGCCUCCAGAGACUCCGAUCCGAAGUCGAGUCCCUGCUUCUGAGGAUGUCUGUCGAAUUCUCCGACACGAAGAGCAGGGUGAUUUUCUUGAUCAACAACUUUGAUCUCGUUGUGACGAUUCUCAGCGAAUACACGGCGUCGUCGUUCGAAGAGGAGAAGGCCUACUUUGCAGGCAUUCUCGAGAACAGAACAGAUGAGUUCGUCGAGGAGGAGCUGCGUCCCUAUUUCGGAACGUUGAUGGGUCUUGUUGCCGAAGGCGAGCAACAUCCUGACCUGCUCAAGAUGGACGGUGACAAGUUUGAACGCAUCGCCGACAACUUCAACAACUCGUGGAAGCAAGCCAUCGGAACAAUCAACAACUCCAUCAUCCAGUCCUUCACGAACUUCCAGAACGGCGCCCGCAUUCUGCAAAGUGCCCUGACUCGACUGCUUCUGUACUACAAGCGGUUCCUGGUUCUGUGGGAGAAGCGAUUCGGCAGCCGCAAGCAGCGUGUACAGCCCGUGGGUCUGCAGAGCGUCAUGGUGGAAAUCAAAAAGUUUAGAUCCAAUUUCCAGUAAAAGCUGCUGGCCUGGCCGAUGCGAUGCCCGCCUCGGUCCGGAUCAUAGAUAGAAUGGGACCAGAGACACCGCACAAGUUGCAAUAUCACAUUGUGCUCCGG